CCAGGUUUUUCUCCCAAGACUUCUUCAGGGACUCUUUACAGCACUAUGUGACCUUCACUUGUACAAGGUCACCAGGAAGUUACAUGGUAAAGAAGUAGCACAAUGGACUCUAUUAUGCCAGCUUCUGUCCUGGUUCAUGUUCUACUGUGGACCCAGAACUCUGACCAACUCCAUGGAAACAGUCCUCACCACAGCUGCUUUGUACUACUACCCCUGGCCACAGGAAGCUUCAACUAGAGUGUCAAGUAAACAGGUGGUGAUCUACCUGAGUUUAGCUGCUCUGUCCUGCCUGGUCAGGCCCACAGCAGCCAUCAUGUGGCUCCCACUGUGUGGUCUACACCUGGUGAGCUGUAGGAACAAGCUUCAUACAUUCACUCUACACUUUAUACCUGUCGGUGUAGGGGCCUUGGCAUGGUCUGCUGUGGUUGAUAGGAUAUUCUAUGGGAAGUGGGUGCUGGUUCAGUAUAACUUCCUGGAGUUCAACGUGCUGAGUGACCAGGGCUCGUUCUACGGCAGCCACCCCUGGCACUGGUACCUCACCCAGGGCUUUCCUGUCGUCAUGGCAACACAACUUUUCCCCUUCGUCUUUGGUGCUGUGAAGUUCUGGAGGAAGCAAAAGCUGGUUUUGCUCAUAGUUCUUUGGACAGUGAUGGUUUACAGCUGUCUUGGCCACAAGGAGUUUCGUUUCAUCAUGCCUGUUCUGCCUUUAGCCAUGAUUUCUUGUG
Branchiostoma belcheri (Belcher's lancelet) is the source of this 725-nucleotide messenger RNA. RefSeq names its product GPI mannosyltransferase 3-like. The record is from RefSeq and is a predicted model, not a curated record. The transcript has 6 exons. Gene Ontology annotation, biological process: GPI anchor biosynthetic process. Gene Ontology annotation, cellular component: endoplasmic reticulum membrane. Gene Ontology annotation, molecular function: alpha-1,2-mannosyltransferase activity. The annotation marks the transcript as partial. Lineage: Eukaryota; Metazoa; Chordata; Leptocardii; Amphioxiformes; Branchiostomatidae.